Limanda limanda (common dab) is the source of this 613-nucleotide messenger RNA. Its product is annotated as cilia- and flagella-associated protein 20-like. The record is from RefSeq and is a predicted model, not a curated record. The transcript has 6 exons. Lineage: Eukaryota; Metazoa; Chordata; Actinopteri; Pleuronectiformes; Pleuronectidae. Bases 29 to 613 code for a protein of 194 amino acids. Gene Ontology annotation, biological process: cilium assembly; positive regulation of cell motility; regulation of cilium beat frequency involved in ciliary motility. Gene Ontology annotation, cellular component: motile cilium; ciliary basal body.
UGGUGGAUCGAACCACGAACACAGAACCAUGUUUAAAAACACGUUCCAGAGCGGGUUCCUCUCCAUCUUGUACAGCAUCGGCAGCAAACCUCUGCAGUUCUGGGACAAAAAGGUGAGCAAUGGGCACAUCAAACGAAUCACUGACAAUGAUAUUGACUCCCUGGUGUUGGAAGUUAAAGGGACAAACGUCAGCACCACCUACAUCACAUGUCCCGCAGACCCAAAGAAGACACUUGGCAUCAAGCUUCCUUUUCUGGUAAUUUUCAUGAAGAACCUCAAAAAGUAUUUCACUUUUGAGGUCCAGGUGUUGGAUGACAAAAAUGUCCGACGACGUUAUCGGGCGAGUAACUACCAGAGCACAACACGAGUGAAGCGGUUCAUCUGCACCAUGCCCUUGACGCUGGCUGACGGGUGGAAUCAGAUUCAGUUCAACCUGUCGGACUUCACCAGGAGGGCGUAUGGAACGAAUUAUAUCGAGACGCUGCGUGUACAGAUCCACGCAAACUGUCGCAUUAGGAGGGUGUUUUUCUCUGACAGACUGUACUCUAAGGACGAGCUCUCGGCAGAGUUUAAAUUUUAUCCGCCUGUCCAGAAUCCGGAGGCCAAGCAAUAG